This is a messenger RNA of Drosophila guanche, 3289 nucleotides long. Its product is annotated as E3 ubiquitin-protein ligase RNF181 homolog. The transcript is spliced from 2 exons. Bases 16 to 2142 code for a protein of 708 amino acids. Gene Ontology annotation, cellular component: cytoplasm. Gene Ontology annotation, molecular function: protein serine/threonine kinase activity; ATP binding; ubiquitin protein ligase activity. Gene Ontology annotation, biological process: protein phosphorylation; protein ubiquitination. The record is from RefSeq and is a predicted model, not a curated record. Lineage: Eukaryota; Metazoa; Arthropoda; Insecta; Diptera; Drosophilidae.
UGUGUGCACGACAAAAUGCAGCUACUCAAUUUUAUGUGCCUCAAACAAAAGGUUGCGCACAUCGCCAACAACAACAACCAGAGCCAGAGCAAAGCAGCAACUUCGGCAGCAAACGAAUCAAAUCAAUUAUUUGGUUGCUUUGCCAAGAAGGAGAAGCGCCAGCAAGAGGAGCGGGAAGAGCAAGAGAAGCCACAGCCAGCAGCCAGAGAAAGUUCCCACUCGGGCAGCUACAACGUGCAGCAGCAGCAGAAGCGUUUGUCCAGCGUGAGCUUAGCAGGAGGACAUCCCGCGAUCUAUCGGCAGCAGGACGAGGAAUUCCAUCCCAGACAGGAGCAGGCUGCACCUAAGAGAGACAGUUUUGUGGUGUGCAAGCAACCGCAAGCGAGAGCCAGGCAUCCACAGCAGCGUUCGCAGAGCCAACCGGCGAUAUCACAGCAGCCCCGCAGACGUCCAGGAACACCGCCACCGCACGCCGCCGGCACAGCCAAGAGCAUGACCUCCAUACCCGCCACCCUGUCCAGCAACAAUGUGGCCGCCGCUGGAGCGGCCAAUGUGCCCGAGAAGCAGCCGUGGCCCAACUCCAAGGAUGACUACGAGCUGCGCGACGUCAUCGGUGUGGGUGCAACGGCGGUGGUGCAUGGCGCCUACUGCAUACCGCGCAACGAGAAGUGCGCCAUCAAGCGUAUCAAUCUGGAGAAGUGGAACACCUCGAUGGACGAGCUGCUCAAGGAGAUCCAGGCGAUGUCGUCGUGCAAUCACGAGAAUGUCGUCACCUAUCACACAUCGUUCGUGGUGCGCGAGGAGCUGUGGCUGGUGCUGCGCCUGCUCGAGGGCGGCUCGCUGCUGGACAUCAUCAAGCACAAGAUGCGAACGUCCAACUGCAAGCAGGGCGUCUUCGAUGAGGCCACCAUUGCCACGGUGCUGAAGGAGGUGCUCAAGGGCCUCGAGUAUUUCCACUCCAACGGGCAGAUUCAUCGCGACAUCAAGGCGGGCAACAUCCUCAUCGGCGACGAUGGCACCAUCCAAAUCGCUGACUUUGGUGUGAGCGCCUGGCUGGCCACGGGCCGGGAUUUGUCGCGCCAAAAGGUGCGGCACACUUUCGUGGGCACACCCUGCUGGAUGGCCCCGGAGGUGAUGGAGCAGGAUCAUGGCUAUGAUUUCAAGGCGGACAUUUGGUCGUUUGGCAUUACGGCCAUUGAGAUGGCCACCGGAACGGCGCCGUAUCACAAGUAUCCGCCAAUGAAGGUGCUCAUGCUGACGCUGCAGAACGAUCCGCCCACAUUGGACACGGGCGCCGAUGAUAAGGAUCAGUACAAGGCCUAUGGCAAGACAUUCCGCAAGAUGAUCGUCGAGUGCCUCCAGAAGGAGCCCUCGAAACGGCCCACUGCCAGCGAGCUGCUGAAGCAUGCGUUCUUCAAGAAGGCCAAGGAUCGCAAGUACCUCACCCAGACACUGCUCCAGUCCGGUCCCAGCAUGGAGACGCGCGUCCACAAGGCGGCCAAGCGGCAGCCGGGUGCCUCCGGUCGCCUGCAUCGCACCGUCACCGGUGAGUGGGUGUGGUCCAGCGAGGAGGAGGACAAUGGCGGCACCAGCGGCGGACGCAAGCAUCCCUCUUCGGACUCUGAUUCGGAGGAUCGACCGAUGAAUCGGUUGGAGCGUGCCGACUCCUCAGACAGCGAUCGAGAGGAUCCCUCGCCCGAGAUUACGCACAGCGUCUCCUCGACGACUGUGACGCCAGGAACGGGACAGAAUGCUGCCGCUGCUGCCGCCGCUGCCAGCACUCAGGAGGUAACCGCCGGCGUGGCCCAGAUGCCCCUGCCCAGUGAAGAGCGAGGGGGCGAGGAGGCACCGCCCGUCAAUCUGGUGCUGCGCAUGCGCAAUCUACGCCGCGAACUGCACGACAUACGCUUCGAGUUUAUGGUGGGCAAGGACACGGCCGAGGGCAUUGCCACGGAGCUGGUGGAUGCCGGUUUAGUGGACGCACUGGACACACAGCCAAUGGCCCAGCAUUUGGACCAGCUGAUAGCACAGUGUGCGACCAUGAAGACGAUCACGUUCCAGCUGAGUUCGGGCGUCCAGCCCGGCGAGGUGCCCGACGAGCGUUCGCUGGUGGGCUAUGCGCAGAUAUCCAUCACAGACUAGAACGAGGAUGGGCUGUCCGGCGGCCCAGUGCCUUAAAUGCAGCUCUAAACCUAACAGCUCUCCCUCACACACACACACACACAAUCCUCGCCACAAGCACCAGCACUACCCUCCCCCUUAGGCCAGUGGGCUGCAAGCAGGAGUGGAAAGAACCCGGAAACGGAAAUGGAAACGGAAUGUGGCCGUUUUGCUGCUUUUAGCACUAGACUAGAACUAACUGUAAAUGCUAGUGAUAGAUGUUAAUGCGAGCCGAUCGUUUUACUAUAGAAAUUUAUCAAUGUAUCGUAUAUGCCCCGCUCCCCUCUCUCUCUUCUAUAUGUAUUUCCAAUGCGCAUUGUAAUUACUCCAUGUGUAGCCUAUCCCACUCUCUGCUGUAAUUCAAGAAUCGUGUACUUAUUCGUUUUCGUUUCGUUCGUUUUUAAGUAGCGCGCUCCACCCCCCACCCUACCCCCGCUCUGUAUAUAAAUCUGUUUUCGAUUAGCACCGCCCACCCACCCACACAAAGGCGCCUCUAAUUUAUUCUCUAGCAAUCGUAAACUUUACUUUUUAAAGCCUAGCGCCUAAGUCUUUUGUUUUUUUGUUUUUACUCUUCCCCCCGCUCCACUCUCGUACUCUAUGCUACGAAUUCUGCAAGCUGUCUACCCCCUUACCCUGUAGUUGUUAAGCCUGCAACGAGAUGCAACAUUAAACUGUAAGAGAAAACAACCAGUAAGGGCGCCCCUGGAGGAGCAACCAAAACCAACCCAACACAGGGCAUGGUACAGUUGUGUCUGCCUAUUCUUAGUUUUUACUUUAUAUAAUUCAAGCUCUGUAACUACGAUGAAGUAAUACCGUAAAGUAAAGCCCCAAAGUAAUUUUAGAACACUGAUGAAUAUUAUUUAAAAAGAAAAUCACACAAAAAAAAAAACAAGAAACGAAAAAGGAAAUUUUUAAUUUUGUGUUUUUAUUCGGUCUUUUAUCUGUACCCUGGGCAGCUCCCAAACAAACAAAAAACAACUUAUAACUAUGAUAGUGCCGUAGUAUAUCCAUAGGGAAGAGAAGCCAGUAUAUGCCUGUAACUUUAGACUUUAUAAAUUUUAAAUUGUUGAUGCGAGAAGAAUCGAUGAAAAUAAAUCUUACAAUUACAAAUUAAACAUUUUAAAUGCAA